AUGACUCAAUCGUGGUUCUACAAAAGGUUGGGAAAUGGCCUCGGCACAAAGAUUCUCCGCACAUGGCUCGUCUACUCUCCAACGAAGGGCGCAGCUUACUGCUUCUGCUGCCUUCUCUUCGCCAGAGCUGAUGGACACAAUUCAGCACUGACGUCCUCCCAAGGAUUCACGAAGUGGAAAAAUAUAGAAAGGAUGGAUGCUCAUGAAAAUGCUCCGUCUCAUAGAGCCUGUUUCGCUGAUUGGAAAGAGCUCGAAAGAAAUCUGAGAACUAAUAGCGCUAUCGAUAUCGAAGUGCAAUCAGUGUAUGCAACCGAGAAACAGAAAUGGAGGUAUGUUCUCAGCAGAAUAAGUCACUGCAUCAAAUUCCUGGCUACACAGAAUUUGCCACUCAGAGGCCACCGGGAAAACCAAUGCGAAGACGUGGGUAAUAUCGGGAAUUUUCUCGGCCUAAUGAAGCUCGUCGCAAACUUCGACCCAAUCAUCAAGGACCACAUGACUCGCUCUCGGGGAAAUCCGGGCUCGACGUCCUAUCUGGGGUCUAGAACGCAGAAUGAGCUCAUUCAUCUCAUGGCAGGACAAGUGAAGGAAAAACUCCUGAGAAAAAUCAGAAAGGCCAAAUAUUACGGGAUUCUCGUGGAUUCCACACCCGAUCUUGCUCACAGAGAGCAACUUUCGUUCGUGUUGAGAUAUGUCGACGUUGAUUAUGAACAGAAAAAAGCUCAGGUCAGGGAGUCUUUCCUCGGCUUCGUUCAAGUACAUGAAAAGAAUGCUGAGGCAUUGGUAGCGACGAUCUUGAAAAACUUGAGGACGACAAGCUGGAUUUCGGGAACUGCCGGUCCCAAUGCUAUGACAAUGCCGCCGUCAUGGCCGGUCACCGCUCCGGUGUGA
Molecule: messenger RNA, 888 nt
Organism: Galendromus occidentalis (western predatory mite)
Lineage: Eukaryota; Metazoa; Arthropoda; Arachnida; Mesostigmata; Phytoseiidae
Exons: 1
Coding region: 1-888 (295 amino acids)
Source: RefSeq, a predicted model, not a curated record